Messenger RNA from Polyodon spathula (Mississippi paddlefish), 1030 nucleotides. Its product is annotated as ras-related protein rab7-like. Gene Ontology annotation, biological process: endosome to lysosome transport; phagosome-lysosome fusion. Gene Ontology annotation, cellular component: late endosome; phagocytic vesicle; lysosome. The record is from RefSeq and is a predicted model, not a curated record. The transcript is spliced from 6 exons. The coding region runs from base 394 to 1017 and encodes 207 amino acids. NCBI's taxonomy places the organism in Eukaryota, Metazoa, Chordata, Actinopteri, Acipenseriformes, Polyodontidae. Gene Ontology annotation, molecular function: GTP binding; GTPase activity.
ACAAGGGCUUGUUUUGGAGGAAGUGAGAGAGCGAAAAAGAGAGAGAGAAAACGGACCGUAAAAAAAAAAAAAAAGAGAGACUGCACCAGAAAUAAAAGGAAAAGGGGCUGAAAAUACUGGACAGCACGGUUAAACAGAUACCCGAAUCAGAAAGAGUACAGGAGAACCGUGCUGACAGACAACGCUAACCCUAGGAAGCUGGUCUUAUAUCUGUCCGUCAGAAGAGCCGAGAAAACAAAACAGAAAACACAAAAACACAACCCAGCCCAACACACUCACACUCACACUCACACUCACACUCACACUCACACUCACACUCACACUCACACUGCUUCCAAAAAAGAAUAUAGAGAAGGGACUCGAACCAGGACCGCAGCUGCCAGCUCUAACAAAAUGACGUCCAGAAAGAAAGUUUUGCUGAAGGUGAUCAUCCUGGGAGACUCUGGUGUAGGCAAGACCUCCCUCAUGAACCAGUAUGUUAAUAAGAAGUUCAGCAACCAGUACAAAGCCACAAUAGGAGCCGACUUCCUAACAAAGGAGGUGAUGAUGGACGACAGGCUGGUCACAAUGCAGAUCUGGGACACGGCUGGCCAGGAGCGGUUCCAGUCGCUGGGCGUUGCGUUCUAUCGGGGGGCAGACUGCUGCGUGCUGGUGUUUGAUGUGACGGCUCCAAACACCUUCAAGACGCUGGACAGCUGGAGAGAUGAGUUCCUGAUCCAGGCCAGCCCCCGGGACCCAGAGAACUUCCCCUUCGUAGUGCUGGGGAACAAGAUUGACCUGGAGAACAGACAGGUCACCACAAAAAAGGCCCAGGCGUGGUGUCAGAGCAAAAACAAUAUCCCGUACUUUGAAACCAGUGCCAAGGAGGCAAUCAAUGUGGAGCAGGCUUUCCAAACCAUCGCCAGGAACGCACUCAAACAGGAGACGGAAGUGGAGCUGUACAAUGAGUUUCCAGAGCCGAUCAAACUGGACAAGAAUGAGCGAGCGAAGCCUUCUGCGGAGAGCUGCAGCUGCUGAGAGGAUCCAGGUU